This is a messenger RNA of Prorocentrum cordatum, 471 nucleotides long. NCBI's taxonomy places the organism in Eukaryota, Dinophyceae, Prorocentrales, Prorocentraceae. The record is from the annotation of a GenBank genome assembly.
GAACCGAGCACUAACUCUGGGAUGAACAUCCUUCAUCUCGUCAGCGAGCCCACGGCGGCGAUCGCGCAUGGCCUGAACACGAAGAUCGAGAAAGAAAUCCUGGUGUUCAACCCCAUCGAGGGCAAGGCCGACGAGGAGUUACGCGAGUUGAUCACGAAGGAGCUCCCCGACAUCAAUUACAAGUCCGAGCGCGAGAAGUGCGCCCAGUGCGCGUGGGACGCGGAGGCGGCUAAGCGCCCGCAGGAGCCAAUGACGCUGCCGAGCCCGUCGGUCAUCGUGAAGCCCUUCUGCGAGACGGACAUCGAGAGCGCGCGCGACGCGGCGGUGGCCAAGUGCCCGCACGAGCUGAAGACGCUGGCGAGUUCGACGCCAAUCGAGAAGCUCAUCUGCGAGGCCGCGUUGCAGAAUCUGAUCGAGGGCAAGGCCGUUGAGGAGAUCCGCCAGGUGUCUGGCGCCGAGGCCCCUCUCGAG